Coregonus sp. 'balchen' is the source of this 5991-nucleotide messenger RNA. Lineage: Eukaryota; Metazoa; Chordata; Actinopteri; Salmoniformes; Salmonidae. The record is from the annotation of a GenBank genome assembly.
AUGGUGAUUCUGCUCAACUGUGUCACCCUGGGGAUGUACCAGCCCUGUGAGAACAUCGACUGCACUUCAGACCGCUGCCAGAUACUACAGGUCAGUCUGUCUGUCUGUCUGUCUCUGUCUGUCUGUCUGUCUAUCUGUGUCUGCAACUUUAGAGUGAUGGGGGAAAGGAGCCCUCUCAACCGUAUGAUGGUGGAGAUACAUAUAUGUUGUCAAUCAUCAAUCAUUGAAACCUUUUCCAGAGUGGUGUAUUUCUGUCAUUCUCUUACCUUGGGCUCUCUGCUCUCUCAUAACAAACACCAUGUUGUGUCCUUUGUUGAAUAUUUAUCAUUGAACAGUUUGAUUGAUAAACAUUCUAAUUGAAAACUCAUUGUGGAAUGUGAACUUUAUUGUGGAUUACCAAUGCAAUCCUAUGUCAAAAUGUCACUCCGCAAAGUGUUAAUGGCUCUGCAACAAACUACUUUGUAAAAAGGUGAUAGGAAAAUACAGUUUCAACACUGUAUCGUUUGAUGGAUUGAUUAUAGUUUAAUGUUGACAACAUGCGGUGAAAAGUGAGAACCCAUUCCCCACACCCCACACCAGCCUUUCUUUAGGCUCCCUGUGACACUGGUGUGACUGAUGUAGUGACUGACAGUGGUGGAAAAAGUACCCAAUUAUCAUACUUGAGUAAAAGUAAAGAUACCUUAAUAGAAAAUGACUCAAGUAAAAGUGAAAGUCACCUAGUAAAAUACUACUUGAGUGAAAGUCUAAAAGUAUUUGGUUUUAAAUAUACUUAAGUAUCAAAGUAAAAGUAUAACUAAUUUCCCAUUCCUUAUAUUAAGUAAACCAGACGGCACGGUUUUCUUGUAAAAAAAAAAAAAAAACGGAUAGCCAGGGGCACACAGCAACACUCAGACAUCAUUUACAAACAAAGCAUUUGUGUUUAGUGAGUCUGCCAGAUCAGAGGCAGUAGGGAUGACCAGGGAUGUUCUCUUAACAAGUGCGUGAAUGGGACCAUUUUCCAGUACUGCUAAGCAUUUGAAAUGUAACGAGUACUUUUGUGUGUCAAGGAAAAUUUAUGGAUUAAAAAGUACAUAUUUUCUUUAGGAAUGUAGUGAAGUAAAAGUUGUUAAAAAUAGAAAUAUUAAAGUAAAGUACUGAUACCCCAAAAACUACUUAAGUAGUACUGUAAAGUAUUUGUACUUAAGUACUUUACACCACUGGUGACUGAUGUAGUGACUGAUGUAGUGACUGAUGUAAUGACUGAUGUAGUGACUGAUGUAGUGACUGAUGUAGUGACUGAUAUAGUGACUGCUGUAGUGACUGAUAUAGUGACUGCUGUAGUGACUGAUAUAGUGACUGAUGUAGUGACUGAUGUAGUGGCUGAUAUAGUGAACAUUGCAUUACAUGUGCUGAGCGUUUGUUACAAAGUUCACGACACCGUCUGCACACACACACACACACACAAACACAUACACACACAAACACAAACACACACAAACACAAACACACACACACACCAUGCAACAUAGAGAAUCUGAAAGGCUGCAUGUGUGUGUGUCCUCUCCUGCUGUGUAUUUCAUGGCCCUGUUUGUAAAGGCUCACUCAAACCUCCCUGUUUUAACACACAGGAACCAAGGCCCCCGGCUGUAGCUCACUAUGAAUAAGAAAUGAAGCAGAACAUUGUCAGGUUCUAAAGUAUCCAAUAUGAAUGUUAGAUGUGCCAGUAUCUGUAAGGACUGUUGUCGAUACCCAGAUGUCUCUGGAUGUAGAUUUUUAUUUUGAAAUGGGCUGUGUGUGUGUGUGUGUGUGUGUGUGUGUGUGUGUGUCUGUGCGUGUCUUAGCAUGCAAGUGUGUGUGUGCCUGUGUUCGUGUCUGUGCCUGUUUUGUAAGUAUCUGGGAGAAGAGAGGGCGGGUCGACAACACUCCUCUUUGGGGAUCAGAAACGUUGGGAUCUCGGCUAACUUAUCCCCAAAAACAUGCAUCAAAGGGCUCCCAAAAUAAAACACACACACCCCAGACAGGCAUCUUUAGUAUUAAAACCCCCUAAGGUCGAUGUCCACCCACCGUGAAAAUCUAAUUAGCAUAAUACAAACCCCCCCAUCAAAAUCUGUCAGUUUAAGCUAGAGAUAUCUGUUUUUUUGCAUUGGAUGUGUCUCAAUCCACUGCAUCCGCCUAUGUAACACUUCCGCAUCUGCGAUGAAAGGUGACAGAGCUAGAGUGGUGUUUGUCAGACCCUGAGACAUCCAGAAAAUCAGUCUUCUCUUAAAAACGUCUGUAGCGUCCGAACGGAUUGGCCUACAAACUAUUAUGACCCAUCUAUGGAAAGAUGAAUCUCACAAACACAAUGUUUUGCUCUACGACUCCCACGAGUCUUGGAACUCGUCUGAAGUCGGUACAGCCGAUCUGCCAACUUCUGUCACACUAAUAUGACCCCUCUGUAGAAAGGUGAGACUCUCGGUUAUUUUGCUCUGGCAUGCCCACAGGCCUCACAAGACUCGUCUGAAUGUCCCUCGGUACCAGUAGAAAAAAUUUAUGGAAGUAUAAAUGGAGACUGUAUAGUGCCAAAAAUAUGAGGUUAAAUACAUAAUAAAUAAAUAAAAACCUUUCGUGAUCUGUCUUAUAUCUCUCAGAUAUAGGACAGACACUUCAGAACAAACUUCCUUUAGAUUUUUUUGGGGGGACUAUCUGUUGUUCCAUGUAGUGAAUCUGUUAUUCAAUGUGUUUGUAUGGGCUAUUAGCAGUAAGGCCGAAAAUAUAUAUUUUUGAUGCUUCAAGGGGUCUUAAAAUUCAAAAUCAAAUAGAUUGAAAUAACCACACAGACAGCCUCUGGCAAAGCAGGGAGAAUGGGGGGAAUCCAGAGACAAUGGCAGAUUAUUGUGUUUAUAAGAUGACAAUGAAGACAACCGAGUGUGAGUGCUAUGCUAUGCCCUCCGACGAACCAUCAAACAGGCAAAGAGUCAAUACAGGACUAAGAUUGAAUCGUACUACACUGGCUCUGACGCUCGUCGGAUGUGGCAGGGCUUGAAAACUAUUACAGACUACAAAGGGAAGCACAGCCGUGAGCUGCCCAGUGACACAAGCCUACCAGACGAGCUAAACCACUUCUAUGCUCGCUUCGAGGCAAGCAACACUGAAGCAUGCAUGAGAGCACCAGCUGUUCCGGAUGACUAUGUGAUCACGCUCUCCGUAGCCGAUGUGAGUAAGACUUUUAAGCAGGUCAACAUUCAUAAGGCCGCAGGGCCAGACGGAUUACCAGGACGUGUACUCCGAGCAUGUGCUGACCAACUGGCAAGUGUCUUCACUGACAUUUUCAACAUGUCCCUGACUGAGUCUGUAAUACCAACAUGUUUCAAGCAGACCACCAUAGUCCCCGUGCCCAAGGACUCUAAGAUAACGUGCCUAAAUGACUACCGACCCGUAGCACUGACGUCUGUAGCCAUGAAGUGCUUUGAAAGGCUGGUCAUGGCUCACAUUAACAGCAUUAUCCCAGAAACCCUAGACCCACUCCAAUUUGCAUACCGCCCCAACAGAUCCACAGAUGAUGCAAUCUCUAUUGCACUCCACACUGCCCUUUCCCACCUGGACAAGAGGAACACAUACGUGAGAAUGCUAUUCAUUGACUACAGCUCAGCAUUCAACACCAUAGUGCCCUCUAAGCUCAUCACUAAGCUAAGGAUCCUGGGACUAAACACCUCCCUCUGCAACUGGAUCCUGGACUUCCUGACGGGCCGCCCCCAGGUGGUAAGGGUAGGUAACAACACAUCUGCCACACUGAUCCUCAACACGGGGGCCCCUCAGGGGUGCGUGCUCAGUCCCCUCCUGUACUCUCUGUUCACCCAUGACUGCAUGGCCAGGCACGACUCCAACACCAUCAUUAAGUUUGCCGACGACACAACAGUGGUAGGCCUGAUCACCGACAACGAUGAGACAGCCUAUAGGGAGGAGGUCAGAGACCUGGCCGUGUGGUGCCAGGACAACAACCUCUCCCUCAACGUGACCAAGACAAAGGAGAUGAUUGUGGACUACAGGAAAAAAAAGAGGACUGAGCACGCCCCAUUCUCAUCGACGGGGCUGUAGUGGAACAGGUUGAGAGCUUCAAGUUCCUUGGUGUCCACAUCACCAACGAACUAUCAUGGUCCAAACACACCAAGACAGUCGUGAAGAGGGCACGACAAAGCCUAUUCCCCCUCAGGAGACUGAAAAGAUUUGGCAUGGGUCCUCAGAUCCUGAAAACAUUCUACAGCUGCACCAUCGAGAGCAUCCUGACUGGUUGCAUCACCGCCUGGUAUGGCAACUGCUUGGCCUCCGACCGCAAGGCCCUACAGAGGGUAGUGCGUACGGCCCAGUACAUCACUGGGGCCAAGCUUCCUGCCAUCCAGGACCUCUAUACCAGGCGGUGUCAGAGGAAGGCCCUCAAAAUUGUCAAAGACUCCAGCCACCCUAGUCAUAGACUGUUCUCUCUGCUACCGCACGGCAAGCGGUACCGGAGUGCCAAGUCUAGGUCCAAAAGACUUCUCAACAGCUUCUACCCCCAAGCCAUAAGACUCCUGAACAGCUAAUCAUGGCUACCCGGACUAUUUGCACUGCCCCCCCCACCCCAUCCUUUUUACGCUGCUGCUACUCUGUUAAUUAUUUAUGCAUAGUUACUUUAACUCUACCCACAUGUACAUAUUACUUCAACUACCUCAACUAGCCGGUGCCCCUGCACAUUGACUCUGCACCGGUACCCCCCUAUAUAUAUAGCCUCCCUACUGUUAUUUUAUUUUACUUCUGCUCUUUUUUUCUCAACACUUUUUUGUUGUUGUUAUUUUAUUUUACUUUUUUAUUAAGAAAUAAAUGCAUUGUUGGUUAAGGGCUGUAAGUAAGCAUUUCACAGUAAUGUCUACACCUGUUGUAUUCGGCGCGUGUGGCAAAUAACAUUUGAUUUGAUUUGAUUUGAUUUUAGUGUAAAAGCUGUUUGAAAAUAUUUUCUGCCUGUUUUGGUGGGAUGGAGUCUUGGCCUUUCAUGGUGACAUCACCAGGCGGUGAAUUAGUUAAUAGACCAGUAAGAAAGAGUGUUCCAAACCUCUCUGCCAAUAACAGCUCAUUUUCAGUGUUCCUCCCCCCACUCCCAGAAAGUCCUAGCAAAAUUAUUGCCUGAGAAAUUGCCAUUUACUAAGAAGCUAUUUAUAUUUAUUUUUGACAAUUUUAAUUGAAAACAAUCAAUUGUUACCCAGAAAUGAUUUGAUAUUAAGAUAAAAACGGCUGUAUUGGACCUUUAAAGCAUAAGUAGGACACAAAGACAUACAGUACAUGCAUACGCACGCAUGCAUGCACGCACACACAUACAUACACACACACACACACACACACACACACACACACACACACACACACACACACACACACAGACACAGACACUCACACACACAGUCAGUGACAGAUGCAAUCAUGUCCCAGUCACUCUGUUAAUUGAUAAUCAUUAACAGGUUCAUUAAAGUAGUGUUUUGAUCGAAGGUUGAUGUUUUCAUUUUUGUCCCAUCUGCUAGGUGCGACAGAAAACAAUCAUAACCAAUCAAGCCACUGUCGCUGGGUGGGACAUUACAGCAGUGGUUUGGGCUAGGGUCGUUUUAGUGUCAGAACACUAUAACGUGUGUGUGUGUUGUUUUUUCUUUAUCAACAGGUGUUUUUAUCAGUUUCAAGAGUAUGUGCUUCCUCAUUUCUUACGAAUCUGACAAAUGAUCUCUCUCUCUCCCCUCUCCCCUCUCCCCCCUCUCUCUCUCUCUCUCUCUCUCGCCCCUCUGUCAGGCUUUCGAUGCGUUCAUCUACAUAUUCUUUGCGUUGGAGAUGGUGGUGAAGAUGGUGGCACUGGGAAUCUUCGGGAGACGCUGUUACCUUGGCGACACCUGGAACAGACUAGACUUCUUCAUCGUCAUGUCUGGGUUAGAUCACUCUUCUAUCUUCUUCCUUUCCUCCUUCCUGCUUCCUUUCCUGCUUCCUUUCCUUUCUGUGAAGAGUGUGGGUGGGAGCUAG